Messenger RNA from Durusdinium trenchii, 1626 nucleotides. The record is from the annotation of a GenBank genome assembly. Lineage: Eukaryota; Dinophyceae; Suessiales; Symbiodiniaceae.
AUGUGCUGUGCCUUCACCUGUGAUGUCGGGCCUGUGCUGCGCAUCCGAUGGGGUACGCGAGGCCAGCGACCCAAUGCUGGAGCGGCGCGUGGUCCCGUGCUGCCGGCGGUCCUCCCGCUGCAUGUGGAUGGAGAGCUGCGGGCCAGGCUGUGCGUGGCGAUGGCGACCCGCGAGGACCAGCGGAUCUUCGCCGAACAGAAGGUCCCGAAGAUCCAGGAGCCACAGCCACUCCGGGAAGACGAAUGGCGGCCCAGGUGGCACGUGCUCCGGGACCACGACGCCUUUCCUGGAGAGGACUUGGGCAAAGUCCCCGUGUCCCAGUUGGCGCAGGCCAAGGCCUUUUGCGAGAAGAAGGGCCUGGCAGGGCUCGUCCUUUUUGGAGGAGUGGCCUACCUUCGUGCGCAGCAAUCGGUGGAGGUCUUGUGCAACGCGGCUUCACCACAGAAGGGGGCGGAGCUGCUCCUGAGGCCGGAUCCACUUCUUCAUCGACCAGAGAAGGCGACAGCCCGACUGCGCGUUGCUGUGCUGGCAACGCAGGAUGAAUUUGAUGAGACGAGCCUCUUCGACGUGGGGAUGGUCUCGAGCACGGGCAAUGGCCGGCGCUAUGCCGCGCAGGCGCUGCUGCGGUCGAUCGCGCAGAGCGAGGACUUCGAACUCACGGCCGUGCUGGUUUACGAUUGGAAGAAUGAGACGGGCCACUGGGCCUUGCCCAGUGAAGGCCCACAGCAUGUGACGCUCAACAUCCGUGGGGGCCAGCCGGUUUCUGCUUGGCGUGGCAGCAUGGGGCAGCUUCUAGGCGCCUGCGCUGGCGACCUCGCAGUGGACGUGGCUGUCUCCAUCCAAUCGAGGCGGACCUGCUUGGAGCUCAUGUUGAGGAGCAUCCGCGCCAAGAAGUAUGUGGCCAUGGGCCACGACUACAACUUGCCCUUUGGCCCAUGGGGCAUGGAAGUGGAGCCAGAGAUGUUGGCCUUGCAUCGCGUGUUGAUCCAAGACUCACGGAUGACGAUGUUCUGCACUUCUCAGCACUUAGUGGACUUCGUGCACCGCUUCUCUCAAGGCCGUGUGAAGACACGCUUGUGCUACUGUGCGGACUAUGGCUAUUUUGACUCCGAAGAUUUGCCUUUGGCCAAUGAGCCCAGAUACGUGACCUUGAUCAGUCCGAGUCCAGCCAAAGGCUUGGCGAUUCUCCUGCGUUUGGCCUUGAUGCUGCCUGAUGUGGAAUUCCUGUGUGUCAGCACUGGCUGGACAAAGACUUUGCAUGAAGUGCAGCUGCGAGCUCAUCCGAAUGUCAAGGUUGUCCCUGGCAGUGACGAUUUAGAUACAGUGUAUCAGCAGACCGCAGUGUUGCUGAUGCCAUCACUCUGGCAGGAGUCCUUUGGACUGGUCGCAGUGGAGGCGCAGCUCCGUGGCCUUUGUGUGGUGAGCACCGGAUCUUAUGGUUUGAAGGAGGCCAAUUUUCUGGAGGAGUUGCAGGUCACUCCCGUGACCUUGGUUCAUGAUUCCAGGACCCGUGAGAUGCUCCGAGGGCUGACGCUGGCGGAGGCGGAAGAACGCUUGGAUCCUGGACGGCCACGGAAAGAAGGCCGUCACGGGGCGGAAGGGGUCACGGCGGAUCGUCACUCGUAG